This is a messenger RNA of Pelodiscus sinensis (Chinese soft-shelled turtle), 4484 nucleotides long. Lineage: Eukaryota; Metazoa; Chordata; Testudines; Trionychidae. The record is from RefSeq and is a predicted model, not a curated record.
CUGUGGAUGACAGCAAAGGACAGCUCCAGAGACUGUUGUUCCAUGAGGCAGCUGGAUGCUCAACUUUGUCACUUUGUAAGCCUGGAGUGUUUUGGAAGGAAGAGUGUGAAAAGGAGGUGCCUGCUUGUUGUCAGUCCAGUAUUUCAGAGCCUCCACUCAGGGUUACUCAAAGAAAAUUAAAGUCUCAAGAGACCAAGAUAUGUAGCUUAUCCACACCUCCUUUCCCAGUAGGAAUUGGAUCCCAGAAAGCUUAGGUGAGAAAUCAGAUAAUCCUUCAUUUGUACUUAAUUAGAACAAACUCAAAGUGGAAAAGCUAAUAUAGUUAGCUAUAGACUAUCCACUGGACUUCAGGGGGGAUUGUUUCUAGCUGGUAAUAGAUGCCAAUUCUCCUCUAUAAACAGAGUUCAGUUUACUAUGACAUAACGUGGGAUCUAUUUUUGUCACCACUUCACACAAAUGUGUUACUCUCGUGAUUUCCAUUCAGGUCAUUCAAUGACAGAUGCUUUGGCUCAGAUCUGUUCAUAAAACUACUAGAUUCUUCCCCCUCCCUAUCAUUCUCCCCAGCCGAAUUCAGCUUUCGGACAGCUAUGACACGGAGCUUGUGUUUGCAUUCUAUUCUGGUAGGUGUGAGUUACUGUGAUACCAUUUAAACCAAAGGGCUCAGAAAUGCAUGUCAAAUUAAACCAGUGACUAAUCACGGUAUUUUGCCUCUCUUUCUCCCUGCAGGCACAAGAUUUAUAUGUUCAGAAAGCCCUUUUGCUCUAAUCCCUGGAUACUGAUUUGAUCUUCAGCCCAGAUGUCCUAUCACAGUGAGAGAAGAGCACCAAAAGCGGUCUGUUGUCCCAUCGUCAGUGCGAUCUAAACUUAUCUAAGUUUGAAAUACAAACAAGGCUCAGACAGAAAAAGCAACGGCAAAAGUUCUCCUCAUCGCUUUUCCCCCCCCCCUCCCCAUCUGUUCCUGCUCAAUGCCAUGCACUGGCAGCCACCGAAGAUCUAUUUAAUCAGCCUGCAGAGGAAGAAGGAGUGUUAGAGACGUCUGAGCCGACAAAAAAUUCCUCUUGUAAAAGCUGUCAUCUAGCUCCCACCUCUGUCACAUGAUGGCCAGCCAAGCAGUAGUUCUCCGCAGCUGUGGACCUUCCAUCCUCCUGCAUGAAAGGGAAGCGAGAAAAGUAAGCAUCCCGAGGCUGAUACUAGAUUCGGCUGUUUCCUCAUUGAACGAAUGCAUUUAAUUCACUGCAAGUGCACUAAGAUAGCCUGCUAGGCUGGGAAAGGGCCUGAUUUUUUUCUGCUGGGUUUUUCUUUAAGAGCUGGAGGCUCUGAUGGGCAUUCUUACAAAGGAACCUACAAGGUGAUUCGUGCAACUGUUUUAACCAGUAGUUGCAUUUUAAUUGUAAUAAAUUAGCUUAAAGCAUCGUAUUAUGCACCAUGAGUUAUUUCCUGGCCUACUGCAAAGCACACUGCAAUACUGUGCUCUCCCAGUACCAAAUGCUUAGAGCUGAAGGCUUGAUGUGUGAUAUUUUACUGAAGGUGAAGGAAAAUGAGUUUCCUGCACACAAGUCUCUGCUGGCCUGUUCCAGUGAUUAUUUCAGGGCUAUGUUCAAAAGCUAUACAAAAGAAUCCAAAGCCAGUGUCAUUCACCUGCAAGUCAUCUCACCCACUGGUCUCCAGCAUGUCCUGGAUUUCAUUUAUACCUCCUGGUUGCCCCUUUCUUUUGAGAAUCUGGAGGACACUCUGGAAGCUGCCAGUUACUUGCAAGUGACUGAGGCUAUUGACCUGUGCAAUCAGUACUUGGUUAACAACCUUACCCUGGAAAACUGCUGUUUUUCUGCCAACAUUGCCACAAAGUUCUAUCUUCCAGAUGCACUGUCAGUGACAGGAAAAUACAUCAUUAGUAAUCUCUGGAAACUUUUGGAUUUGCAUUUCAUGGAGCUGCUCUUAUUGAACUUCAGAUCGCUGAUGGCAGUGGUUGAAUCAUCUGAUGUCCCUAUGGUGAAGGAAUCCUGUUUGCUGGACCUCGUGCUCAUGUGGCUGAAGCAUGAUAAGUCCAGGUUGACUCUCACAAGCAACCUUUUAGAACAUAUAAGAUUUGGUCUCAUCCCCGUGGAAGAUCUGAGAAAGGUCUACACACAGGCCGAUGUUUCUCUCACGACACCUAUUAAAUGCUUGAUCAUAAAAGCAAUAAACUACCAUUCGCUAGUUUUUAAACAACCCAUUCUGCAGGAUAAGUAUAGCACCCUGAGAAACCAGAAAACACGCAUUAUCCUAGUAGGAGGAGGAACGGCAAGUGAGGGGCUGGUCAGUGAUGUGAUGGCCUUUGAUGUUUACAAUCACAAAUGGAGAACUCUAACGCAGGUGCAGGACAGAGUACAGAACCACUGCAUGUGUGUGAUUGGAAAUUACCUAUAUGUGCUGGGUGGGGAAAUCGAAGAUUUGCAAAGUGACAGGAAAAGCACCAGAUUCUCAGUUACAAACAAGGUCCAUCGUUAUGAUCCAAGAUUUAACAAAUGGACACAAACCACAGAAAUGCUUGAAAAGAGAUGCCAAUUUUCUUGCUGCAUCUUAGACAACAACAUUUUUGCAAUUGGUGGUAGAGGUGAGAAUGGGUCGCUGCAUUCAUCUGUUGAAGUCUAUAACAUUAGCAGAGAUAGAUGGACAAAGGCUACAGAAUUGCCGUGCAAGAUGCAUGGCCAGGCCAGCACGGUUUGCAAGAACACGAUCUACAUCUCAGGUGGCAAAUACACCGCUCAAACCAACACAAGUAAGGAUGUGUACUCUUUGAGCAGCAUAGAAGGGCAGUGGAUAAAGCAAGCCUCCAUGAGCAUUGCUCGAUUUGGGCACCACAUGGCAACGAUCAGAGAAGCCAUCUACACAUUUUUAGGACUUUAUGAGCCAUUCUCUGAGAUAGAAAGAUAUGACCCCAUCCCAAACCAGUGGACUCGUUUAAAGCCACUGGUCUAUGACCGGUUUUGCUAUGGUCUGGCUGUGGUGGAGGAAACAGCACUUCUCAUUGGGGGAAAAAAAUGGCAAGACUCACAGGAGGUCCCAACCCAAGAUGUGGUGGGUUAUGACAUUGACAACGACUGCUGGGAAGAGAUUUGCAAGCUUCCUUUACCUUGGUAUGGAUUGCAGUGUGCUGUGCUACAACUGUCAGAAUUGCCAGAAAUGAAGGACAUCCAAUAAUACUCCUGUCAAACUGCUGAGUCAACGCUUUCGUUAACUCACCCUUAGAGACAGUACAGCAGGGGCUGCCCCAGAGGAAAAAAGACAUCUGCAACUGCACUAACCACAACAGAGUUGAGGUUUUGCUUUAGAAAGCACCCCACACAGCGCUUAUGAAUAGGAUACCUGGCAUUUCCAUGAGAGGAAGAUGCUGUGACCUGUACAAGCGAAGACAGGUAUUUGCCAAUGACAGAUGGGGCAAGUAGCCCAUCCUGCAAGGACAAUGUAGAGGAGUGCCAAUGCUGUCCUUUGGAAACAUUUAUCAUCAAUCUAAAGUCAGAUUUUCCAAGGGUUAAAAAUGUAAUCCCUCUAUUUUUUUAAUUAAAGGUCAUUUUCCCAGAUGGUAGGUGGUAUUGAAUUUUCUACUAAAGCUAAGCAAAGCAAAAUGAAUGUGAAAUAUUUAAAGAUCAGAAAAUUAUUGCCUGCAACAGCUUUAAUAAGUAACACUUAGAGGAUAGUAUUAUUUGAGUAAAUAGCUAAGUGAGAGUGCUAAUCAGUAAGAAAUUACUGCAUUGAGAAGAGGGAUUGGAUAAAAUGUAGCCUUAAUUAUGGUUAUAUAUUAACCAAUUGAUUGCUUGAUAUAGGAAGCAAACCAGAGGGGAGCGACCUUUCUGUAAAAUAGCUUUUGUUAUGGCAUGCCCAUCAGAGUGGGGUUUUAAAGUGUGCACAGUAUUUUCAUAGUACAUAUUUGCAGUAUCAAAACUGAGGCAGCCAGUUCUGAAUGGGUAUACUUAUUUAAAGGUACAGCGGAACAUGCAACAAUUGUUGCUAUAUUCCGCUUCCUAAGUGAGUACAUCCUGUGUCCUGCUGGAUAAUGAUGAUCAUGUUGAAGAUGAAAUUCUUUUUAACUGUUGAACCAAUACAUGAGAGGGAAAGGAAGUAAUAAAAGCUUGAUUUCUGUUAAGGACUAAUAAGGAAAGAAAGUUAACUUGACUCUUUUUGAAAUUCUGUAUUAAGUGGCUGUACCAGAGAAAGCAAUUGCCUCACUUUAUGCUGGCAAUGCUGACAGAGUAAUAGGGAAUGGAUUGGGAGGACAUUUUAAAGCACUUGGGCAUGUAAAAUGAAGUUAUGUGACUAGAUUCCAGAGCGUGAUUAAAAAUUUAAUUUACUCAAAACAAAUUUCAUAAAGAUUCAUUUAAAAGCUACAUUUAUUUUACUUAUUUUGCACUGUUCCCUUUCUAGCCUGAAAGUUAAUAUAGUAAAAAUAUAUCUGUCAAAGAGCAUUUAGUGUUGCCUUGAGAGAAGGUAGCACAACAAAUAGGACA